AUGCCGGCCUUCACCACCCCCAAUUUCGAGAUUAAUUUUGGCGAGCUGAUGGCACGCCUCGAGCAAACGGAACGUCGCAUCGGGGCGGCACGCGAAAAGGAGUCGCUCGCGCUGCAGGAGAAGCGGCUCAAGGAGCAGAUCAUCGGCUUGGCUUUGAAAAGCCGUUACCGGUCAACCAGCCACAGUGAAGCGAAGCUACUCGAGCUCGUCAAGAAGCAGGAUGACCUCCAAUUUUUUGUGACCGGCCGCCUUCCGAAUACUCCAGCGCCAUCUUUUCCGCCUCUGACGCUCGGGAACCUCGAUCUCUACAAGCUACCUGAGGGGGAGAAGGAGAAUAUUCUCCGCGCCGAGGAGGAAUUUGCCAAACAGAACGAGCCCGCGAAGAUUGACAGGAUGAUCACCAGCUACUUCCGUAGCGAAAAGAAGCUCCUCAACGAGUCGUACGAGGCCGCCAAGCUUGAGAGGGAACGGCUCGAGGCGAAAGUGGAGGAAAUUCUGAUGACGGCCCACCUCGAGAGUGAGAAGCACCAGGUGCACUACGUCACCCGAGUCACACAAGCGCAGGCCCAUGUCCAAAUGACCAGCGAGGAACUCGUCGAAUACCUCAACGCCGAGAAGCACGCGCCGCAGCGCGAAUUGGUCAUCACGCGCGUCGUCAACAUCAACCAGGCUGACGAUGAUGCUGGAGCCGCCCCGGCCCGCCCCGAUGAGACGCCCUCCAAGAAGCGUGGACGUCCCAAGGUCUACACGGUCAGUGAAAGAAGACGCAAGGUGUCCCGAAACAAAACCGACGCCGAGGAGGGGUGGUGCACUGGGUGCCCUCGAGAGGACGGCAUCAAGCCGGUGUCCAGCGCGUUGUACGCCGUUCCCGCGUGCGCCGACUGCGCCAAAACGUUCAGCCAGUUGGCCGCGAGGGCCAAGGAAUCGCCGGGUUGCAGUCUUGCAUACUGCACCGAACGUAGGCGCUGCAACUGGUGCGUCUACCAGGAAUGGAUCGCAAAAGGCUUCAAAGAAAAAGUCCCGCCGGCCGCC
Mesorhabditis spiculigera is the source of this 1032-nucleotide messenger RNA. NCBI's taxonomy places the organism in Eukaryota, Metazoa, Nematoda, Chromadorea, Rhabditida, Rhabditidae. The record is from the annotation of a GenBank genome assembly.